AUGAAUAAAAUACCGUUUCUUAGAAAGAAAAAAGUUGAAGAGAAAAGUCGGAAAAUUCGAGCCAACAAUCAAGAUGCCAAUGCUGCCAAAGAAUUUGCUGGCAAUCAAAUAUCGACAUCAAAAUAUAAUUUAUUGACAUUUUUGCCUAAGAACCUUUUCGAACAAUUUCGUCGAUUAGCUAAUGCUUAUUUUUUAUUUCUUCUAUGUUUGCAACUUAUUCCACAAAUUAGUUCAUUAGCACCUGUUACAACUAUUUUACCACUUGUAUUUGUCUUAUCAUUAACUGCAAUAAAAGACGCCAGUGACGAUAUCGCAAGGCAUCGAAGUGAUAGUCAAGUAAAUAAUCGUGAAACUAAAACAGUAGUUGGAGGUGAAUUAGUAACGAAAAAAUGGAAAGAUAUUCAAGUCGGUGAUAUGGUGCGAUUAGAAAAUAAUGAAUUUGUCACUGCUGAUAUUGUGCUUAUUUCAACAAGUCUCGAUAAUGGUCUUUGUUUUAUUGAAACAGCAGAACUAGAUGGCGAAACCAAUCUUAAAGUGCGACAAGCUUUAGAAGAAACAUGUGGCCUUGUAGACCAUAUCGAUGAAUUGUCUAGGUUUGAUGCGGAAAUUGAAUAUGAAGCACCGAAUAAUAAUCUUGGACGAUUUGAAGGAAAUUUAAUGUGGAAAGGAAAAACAUUACCGUUAAAAAAUGAUCAUAUACUUUUACGUGGCACAAGAUUGAGAAAUACUCCGUGGGCUUUUGGAAUUGUCUGUUAUGCUGGGCCAGAUACGAAAUUAAUGAAAAAUAGUGGAAAAGCAAAAUUCAAACGAACUAAAAUUGAUCAUUUACUCAAUCGAAUCAUUCUCGGUAUCUUUCUCUUUUUGUUAAUCAUGUGUGCAAUAAUGACAAUCUGUUGUGGUUUCUGGGAAUCAUUUGUUGGCUUUGAUUUUAGCAUAUAUUUACCAUGGGAAACAUACGUAUCUGAUGAUCAACAAAUUGGUGCACUCGAAAUAAGUUUACUAGUAUUUUUAUCAUAUAUUAUUAUUUUAAAUACUGUGGUGCCAAUAUCACUCUAUGUCAGUGUUGAAUUUAUACGUUUGUUACAAUCGAAAUGGAUUGAUUGGGACAUGAAAAUGUAUUAUGAACCGAAUAAUGUACCAGCACAAGCUCGUACAACAACGUUAAAUGAAGAGCUGGGACAAAUCGAAUAUAUUUUUUCGGACAAAACCGGAACAUUGACGCAGAAUAUAAUGACGUUCAAUAAAUGUUCAGUACGAGGAAAGCUCUAUGGGUAUGUUAUGGAUGAAGCUGGCAAUGAAAUACAAGAUCUUGAAAAAUUAAGAUCCAUUGAAUUCGAAGAGAAAGAUGAUGAUUUCGAAUGGUAUGAUCAAAAAUUAAUGGACGCUAUAAAAGGAAAUGAUCCUGAUGUAUAUGAAUUUUUUACAUUGCUCUCAAUAUGUCAUACAGUUAUGACCGAAGUGAAAGAUGGAAAGAUUGUUUAUCAAGCUCAAUCGCCUGAUGAAAAUGCUCUUGUCUCGGCAUCGCGUACAUUCGGCUUUGCAUAUCUUGGUCGUACUCAAAGUAGUAUUACAGUUCGUCUUCCAACUAAAGAAGAAACUUAUGAAAUAUUGCAUAUAUUGGAUUUUGAUAAUGAUCGUAAAAGAAUGUCGGUUAUCAUUAAAAGAGCUGGAAAAAUUAUGUUAUACUGUAAAGGUGCUGAUUCAAAAAUUAAAGAACGUCUGGAUCCAUCAGAAAAAAAUAUAAUGGCAGAAACCGAUGAACAUUUAAAUAAAUUUGCCACGGAUGGUUUACGUACACUUUGUUUGGCAUAUAAAGAAUUAAAUCAAAGUGAAUACGCUAGAUGGGCGGAAAAAUUAGCCAAAGCAAAUACAAGUAUGGAAAAACGAGAAGAGAAAAUGAACGAUACUUAUGAAGAAAUCGAACAAAAUCUUAAACUACUUGGUGCUACAGCUAUCGAGGAUAAAUUACAAGAUGGUGUACCGCAAUGCAUUGAACGUUUAGCACGUGCUGGCAUUAAAAUUUGGGUUUUAACUGGUGAUAAAGUUGAAACUGCGUAUAAUAUUGGUUUGUCAUGUCGUUUAUUAACGAAUGAUAUGGAAAUUCAGGUUAUUGAAGAAGAUACUGAAGAUGGUGUCGAAAAAAAAUUACAAGAAGUUCGAGAAGAAAUGAUUCAUAAAAUUGAACAGUUAUUUGGUGUUGAAAUAGAGGAUAGACGAAAACGACUUGACUGGAAAGACUGGGGAAUUGACGUAAUGAAAUUCGAUCAAUACAGAAAAGACAGUGCUAGUGGCGGAAAAGGGCAACGUCAAAAUGGUCAUGCAGCAGUAACAACAGCUGAUGCGAGUCCACAAGAACGUGAACUAUUCGAAGGCUUCGGUUUAUUAGUCACAGGUCAAGCGUUAGCAUAUGCAUUGAAUGAAAAAUUAAAAAUGAAAUUUCUUGAAUUGGGUACAAUGUGUAAAGCUGUUGUUUGUUGCCGUGUGACACCUUUACAAAAAGCUCAAGUUGUUGAAUUGGUAAUGCAAAAUGAAAAGAAAAUUACUUUAGCUAUUGGCGAUGGUGCUAAUGAUGUGUCAAUGAUUCAAAAAGCACAUAUUGGUGUUGGUAUUAGUGGGCAAGAAGGUCGACAAGCCGUUUUAGCAAGUGAUUAUAGUUUUGGACAAUUUCGUUUUCUUGAAAGAUUACUACUCGUCCAUGGCCGUUGGUCUUAUUUGCGAAUUUCAAAAUUUCUACGUUAUUUCUUCUAUAAAAAUUUUGCAUUUACCUUAUGUCAUUUUUGGUUUGGAUUUUUUUCGGGUUUUUCAGCUCAAACGUUAUAUGAUCCAUUCUUCGUGGCAACAUACAACGUUUUCUUUUCUUCACUACCUGUUCUGGCAUUAGGUGUCUUUGAUCAGGAUGUGAGUGCUGAUCAUUCGUUAAGUAAACCUCAUUUAUAUGCACCUGGUCAAAAUAAUGAAUUUUUCAAUAAGAAAAUCUUUGCUGAAAGUGUUAUACACGGCAUAUUGACAUCAUGUAUUAUAUUUUUUGUACCAUAUCUGUCCGUAUCGAACAGUACGCGGCCAGGCGGAAUGACUCAAGCUGAUUUACAAUCCUUUGGUUUUAUUGUUGCAACAGUUAUGUCUAUUAUUGUUAAUUUAGAAAAUGCAUUAGAAACAUGGUAUUGGACGGGUUUAUAUCAUUUUGUUCUAUGGGGCACAAUAGUUGUACAUUUUCUAUUUCAUUUUGCAUUGUAUUCAACCAUAAUUUGGAAAAUUUUUAAUACAAAUUAUGCAUAUGUCGGAGUUGCACAGGCUGUUUUGUCAACAGGCAAUUUUUGGUUUACAUUGCUUCUUACAUGUGCCAUAUUAUUAUUACCGGUAUUUUGUCGAGAAUUUUUCCGUAUGCGAUUCAUACCCAAUAAAACUGAUCGGGCUCGAUUAAACCAGAAAUUUCGUACUGAAGAAAAAGCAGCAUUUGUUGCACAUAUUCAACAUAAACUUCGUCAAAGUAAACGAUCGAUUCGAUCAGGUUAUGCGUUUUCACAACAAGCUGGUUGGGGUCCAUUGAUAACAUCUGGACGAAUGCAAUCGCAGUCUAUUACAUAUACUCGUCAACCAACACAGACUACGAACACAACAAUGCCAAAAUAUCAUAAGAACAGAAAAACCCAUAUACUCAAUGAGUUAUCGCCAAAGAAUCUUCUUCAACAGGAUAAAAAUCAUCCAUCCAAUGCAGAGCUCGUUCGUGUUACUCAUUUACGACCUUCAUAA
Molecule: messenger RNA, 3750 nt
Organism: Rotaria socialis
Lineage: Eukaryota; Metazoa; Rotifera; Eurotatoria; Philodinida; Philodinidae
Source: the annotation of a GenBank genome assembly